UAACCCCAGGAAGUGCCUUCACAGUGUAGGAGGUGGAGAGACUGUGCAGUUGGAUAUUGUUGAAGGAGAAAAGGGUGCGGGGGCAGAUGUCACAGGCCCUGGUGGAGUUCCGGUGCAAAGUAGUCAAUACGCAGCAGACCCCGAACCGUGACAGAUGCCAUCCACGUCGCAGGGCUCCUCCACGCAAUUACCAGCAGAAUGACCAGAACAGUGAGAGCCUAAGGCCAAGCCCAACCGCGCUGGCCCUACCGCAGGCGGCGGUUCGCACCAUGCGGAGACCCUAUGGGCGACGACCACAAUAUUCCAACCCUCCUGUGCAGGGAGAAGCAAUGGAGGGUGCUAACAACCAGGGUGCUGGAGAACAAGGUAGACCAAUGAGACAGAAUAUGCAUCGGGCUAUCGACCGGGAUUCUGCAGGGGCCCUCUGACCCACCCUCUGAGAAUUCGUCCACUCCGGGGCUGAGUAAAGGCCGGCUUAACCCUCUACUACCAUCGGGUUUAGUCAUCCAACAAGAAAUGAAUAUGAAAUUCCAGCGAUAAGAAAUCAACAAAAGAUUGGAGCUAAAGACCUUAAGUGCUUGCUUUUUGCCCAUUGACCGGAUCACUAGCACUAUCUGUGUUAUUUAUGUAGCACGGGGUUUUUAUUAUUUUUAUCUAAAGACCUCUCCUUUUGGUAAUGACAAACGUGUUUUUAAAUAAUUUAAAGUCUGUUUUUCUUUCAAUAUACCUUGAAAAGUUUUUAAAUUGUUUCAUAUCUGGUCAAGCUGAGAUUUUUAA
This is a messenger RNA of Rhinolophus ferrumequinum (greater horseshoe bat), 777 nucleotides long. Its product is annotated as Y-box-binding protein 1-like. The transcript has a single exon. NCBI's taxonomy places the organism in Eukaryota, Metazoa, Chordata, Mammalia, Chiroptera, Rhinolophidae. The record is from RefSeq and is a predicted model, not a curated record. Bases 87 to 428 code for a protein of 113 amino acids.